UUCAGGAAUAUGAAUGAGAAUAAUGUUUUUGUGUCCUGUUGAUCCGCUUGGCUUCCCUCUCACCAUUCCACCCCUGCUGGCGCAGAUCGAUCGAUCAGAACUAGUGGCCUCCAUUGCGGGCGGUUCAUUCCGUACAGCGCAAUGGGCGCAGCCGCUCCAGCUCGACGGCUCGGCCUCCCACGACCCCGACGAGGCUUCCCCGCACCACGGGCUCAGCUUCGCAUGGCUGUGCUCACGCAAAAUCUCCGAGCUCGACGCCACGGCAGCUGCAGCGAUCGAUGCCUCAGCCGGCGUUGCUUCCAAUCCCUGCCGUGUGGCCUCCUCUCCAGCACCACUCCCUUGGGCCUACUCUACAUCACCGACUCUAGACAUCGCAGCCCGGCUACUCAUGGCCGAUGCAGUCUACCACUUCUUGCUUGUCGUGCGCAAGGAGGGACGGGCCGAGGUCGCAAGUGCCCGACAGGCCGUGAGGCUCACGUCGGCGAGCACGGUGCCUGUUGUUGAGCUCAUGUGCAUUCUCAAUUGUGGGCCGGCCGUCAACCCCAGUGAGCGACUCGUCCUCUCGGGCAGAUGUCAUGACUGCAACCAGACACCCGAGCGACGACUUGGAUAUGAGUGGAGCCUGAUGUGGGUCGCUGCCAGCGCUGGCGGCGGCGACGACACCACCACUACUGCCACUGAAGUCCUUGUCGACUGGGACAAACAUUCACUCACAGGGUGCCACCGCUCAUUCCUCUCGCUUAAUCCUCAUGCCUUUGCCGACUAUAUGUCACUACCGGGGCAGCUACUGCUCCAGCUAAACACCACCUCCGCCAACGCGGGAAGGAGCAGCAUCCACCGUUGGGCAUUCGCCGUCAACCCUAUACCAUCCGGGGGCUCGUGCGAGGUGCGCCCGACAGAGGGCACCGCUUUGGUCACCUGGUUUCAGGUCGCAUGCAAGGAUUUUCAAAAUCACCACCAGCCACUUCGGUACAAAGUCUUCUCGUGCCUGGGCAUCCCGUUGAUGUCAGUAUGUGACCGCACAAUCAUCUACAGUGGCUACAGCCCAUGGUCUCCACCGUUUCUACUGCCUGGUGGCACACAGGUGCUCUGCAUUGAGGUGUGGAAUGCUGUGGAUGCCUACACUACGCUGUUCCUCAACGUGUCAGUCUCCAAGCAGCCAGAUACCAGUAUAACAAUUCUCGACCUACAGAGCAUGGUUCUGGGCAAUUACUCCAAACUGGGCAUGAUGCUGAAGGGAGGAGAUACCUCUGCAGCUGCCUACUUGAUCGAUCUUGUCGCAAGCGAGCUCAAUAAUGUGGCCAGUGAUAUGGACGAUGCACAACAGACUGCAUUGCAUGCACGGCUACUCGAUGGCCUCGAGGAUGUGCCCCUCAACAACAGAGAUGACAUCCUGUUGGUGUCGGCCGCCUUACAGAAGGCCACAAUGGGAAUUGGGAACCUGGGUGCUGGGCAGUCACUGGAACUGCUGAAGAAAACGGUGACAAGACUGAGCAAGGUUAACAGUGCCAUUCACUCCCCCCUCUCUGGAUUUGAUGAGCUAGAAGCCAUUGGCAUUGAGCGUGUGAGUAUGGCGGUGCUGGGAGCCCUCACAAGUGUUCUCAAUGCCUCCUCCAGCACCUUCAAGGCAGCUCCGCAGAACCAGUCCGCCAUGCUCCUGAACGUUGUAGUGCCAGCCAUUGCCAUGAUGGCUGAGCUGGGGGCCACUGUCCUGGUUAGGAAAGUGAACGGCGAGGCCUCCACAGUCCUGGAGGCACACGGACUCAGGCUUUCUGUGCGCAAGGCCGAGAUGUGGGACAUGGAAUCUGGUGAUCAGGCCAACAUAGACUGCACAGCCUGCCUGAUGCACUCCUUUGUCAGCAAUACAACCACCCCCUGGCUGGGCCCCAAUGCCGUUGUGUCAACAAUGCUGCUUGAGUUUGAGACGAGUCCCCUGCCCAGCUUUGGACCUGACACCAACUUUGGCUCCUCAGUCAUGGCCUUCGCUGUGACAACUGUGGACACCGAUUUGAAAACAGUGGAGCUGCAUACCAAGUCAGUGGACCUGGUGGUGCGUCGCAGACAGGUGGGGGACAAGGCCCUGCCAGUUCACUUUUACCCAGAUGAGAAUGCAAGGACGGGUUCUUCUGCGGAGUUUGUCUUCAAUGUGAACAUUACGAGCGUUGGCAGGGGAACACUCACUUUCCUCAAGUUUAGCAUCAGGGACAGUGGGCUCUCCAUCGGCAUCAUGGUCAACAUCAACGCCGUGGCCUCACGUGACGUGCAUGCAAUUUUGGAUGAGAUUCCCUUCCCCAAGUGUCAAGGGUCAGCAACGGCAGCUGAGUGCAGUCGACACCGCCUCUUGCCUACCAAGCCUUGGCUCCUGUCACACAGGACGGCCAGCCCGCACCUAAUAAAAUUGCCCACGUGGAUCUUGAAAAAUGCCAGUGGCUCAGAUAGUAUGGGUAAAGCUGUGGCAACCUCUUACAGAAUAUUUGUGCGCUUAGAGCCGACGCAGCAGGUGGAGAACCCCGGGAACAUUGGCGUCAACGUGACGCUCUUCCAGGCCAGUUGCCUGGACUACCAGAGUGAUGCCAGGGUUUGGGAUGAGUUAGCCUGCAAGCUGGGGCCCCUCACCACGGGCGACAAGCUGCACUGCCAGUGCGGGCCCAGCCAUGGAGGCUUUGCUUGCAUCGCUUUGGGGCUUAUGCUACGCACCAUGGCCACUCGCCUCUUCAUCAUCCCGGAUAUGGUAGACCUGCGCAAAGUCUUGGUCCUCAUCAGGUCGAUAGCACACAGCUUCAUCACAGUAGUCACCAUGAGUGCCGUCCUCGUGUUCUUUGGGUUCACAUUUUGCUGGGUGCGUCGGAAGCAACGCUGUGAGGACCAGAGGAAUUUGGCAGACUCCAGUGGUAUCCAGUCAAUAUUCGUCACCCUCGAUGACAAGGAGGAGAGUGACUCCUUUUUCUACAUCCUCACCAUAUUCACAGGCAGCCGUCUCACCUCGGGUACCACAUCGGACGUCUACCUCAUGCUUGUGGGCUCCAACGGAUGCAGCAAGACACACCAUGUUUCAGCGCAUGGUCGGAGGCUGAUGAAAACCGCUUCCGUAGAUGUCCUUCUCUUCACAGCAAAGCAGGAUCUAGGCGAGCUGUGCUACUUGCGGGCCUGGGUCAUCCAUCAGGGCAACAGCCCCAGCUGGUACCUAAGUCGCGUCAAGGUCGAGUGCCCUCUCAGUGGACGCUGCUGGUUCUUUCUGUGCCGGAGAUGGCUAUCUGGGAGCGACUUAGAUCAUAUUUUCCCGGUUUCGGAUUUGGGUGACACUGCCAGUUUUUGGACAGUAUUGAGCAUCCAGUUUGCUGUGAAGAUGUGCGAACACCACCUGUGGCUGUCUGUCUUCCAUCCGACGCCCAUUGGGAAGUCGUUCACACGAACAAAGCGGUUGGGUUGCUGUGUGUGCUUGCAGCUGUUCGACAUGCUCACGUCCAUUAUGCUGUUCCGCUUAUCGCACCAGGCACUGCAGAACGCCCACUCGCUGGUUGUCCGUUUGUUGCAAUCUCUCACCAUCGUAGUGGAGAGUGCCCUCAUUGGCCUCCCCUUGCAGUUCAUUGUUGUGAAGGCAUUCCACAAUGGAGAUGUUGAAGCUGAAGCUGCUGCCACUGCUUGUUCUUGCACUACAUUGUACCUGCCCCUCCAGCCACAACAUUCGAUUCGCUCAAUCAGACAACAGCCAGAAUUGUCGAGCUCCUCGCGGGCCCAAAAGUGGAAGGAAAGACUGUGUCAUGGCUGCUUUCUGGAGAGCAUACAAAAUGAUGACAUCGCUUCUCAAAUUUCCAGCGGCAUCCUUUCCCACCACCUAAGAAACGCACGCGGCACUUCUCAACUCAGUUUACCAAAUGGGCCGAAGCUGAAGGGCUGCGUCCUCCCAGAAGCCUACUUCGACAAGAUCCUUGGCGGCAUUGAGGUGUUUGAGGAGAGCACUAUUCCUAGGGGCAUCAACUUUCAUGUCCACCAAACUAGCACCACUGAUGCCACACUCAACGUGGUGGAUACUUCUUCACAUGCAGCCUCCAGCAAUGCUGCUAUAAUUGUGAAUUCCAACGUGGAUCAAUUCGAAGUCGACAAAGAGGCAGACAACAAUAACAAAACGGCAUCUGACGAAAAAGCAGAUGAUGACACAGAAUUUGACAACUAUAGCACCAAAGAGGUGGCGUUUUACCGGUCACUCAGUCCAAAGUGCCGUGCUGUACUCUCGUGCUUGCGUGCGUUUUUGGGCUGGGUAGUUGUUAGCACCGUGAGCUUCAUUUCCAUCUUCUUCAUUAUCCUCUACGGCUUUCAGUACGGCCAAGUCAUCUCCCUACAUUGGCUGUUUGCUACCGUUUACUCCAUACUGCAGUCCGUGGCACUGGUGCAACCGGCACGCAUACUUUUGUUCACCGCCAUCCAUGCCUACCGCCGGCGGACCUGCGGUGACCUCAACUGGGGCCCCACCACCACCACUUCAGACUGUAAGACAGCCCAGCGCAUCUUUGACAAUGUUCAACAGUGGUGAUCAUGAUGACCAUGAGAGGCAAGAUGGGUCCCGCAGCCGGAACUGCCAGCCAUCUUUAGAUGCCGUCCACGCUGUGCUGUAGAGGCGGGCCACACGGCACCGGCGAGACGUGGCCUUUGCCGCGUGGGCACUCUUCAAACGAUGCAGCAUCCUUUCCUACCACCUAAGCAACACACGUGGCACUUUCCGCUUAGUUUGGCAAAUGGGCCUAGGCUGAUGAGCUGCGUCCUGCCAGAAGCCUACUUUGACAUGUUCUUUGGCGGCAUUGAGGUGUGUGAGGAGAGCACCAUUCCCCGGGGCCUGAACGUUGAUGUCUGCAAAAAUGGCACCACCAAUGCCACACGCAACGGGGUUGGAUACUUCUUCACAUGCAGCCUCCGGCAAUGCUGCUAAAAUCGUGGAUUCCAACGUGGAUCAAUUAGAAUUCGACAAAGAGGCAGACAACAAUAAGGACUACAAUCCACCUGUGCGGGAGAGUGAGGCAACUUGUCUCACUCUGCCAGGACUUCAGCUGCAGGUUACCUGUGGUUUGAGUUCAACAACUCACUUGACUGGGAGAGUGAUGCAAUGUGUCGCACCCUGCCAGGAGUUAGGUGUCUGCUUACCUGUAGUAUGAGUUCAAUAAUCCAUUUGGGCUGGAGAGUGGAGCAACGUGUUUCAGUGUUGUCAUGGGUUGUUAGUUAAUAUUUUUGGGUUUUUCAGUAAAGUCACGUAGAUAGGUUCAAAGAAAAUAACAAAAAAUAACAAACAACUACAACUCUCGAUCGCAA
This is a messenger RNA of Petromyzon marinus (sea lamprey), 5301 nucleotides long. The record is from RefSeq and is a predicted model, not a curated record. NCBI's taxonomy places the organism in Eukaryota, Metazoa, Chordata, Hyperoartia, Petromyzontiformes, Petromyzontidae.